AUGUCAAACAAAGUAUCAUUACAAUCAGAUAAGUUUUCAAAAUCAAGAGCUUUAAAUGCUACUAUAUUAACUUUAAUUACAAUUACUUUUGGAUUUAUACUAAUUUAUCAUCUUAUAUGGAGUGUAAAAGUAGUGUAUUAUCAACCAUUUGGAAAUAUCUUAAAUAAUAUAGUUUACGGACCUGGAACUUUGCUUUUAAAUUUUGGAUUAACUACAAAAUUAAUAAAAUGGGCAAAUUCAAAACUUCUAGAAGAUAAAAUAGAAGAAGACUACAAAAAAUACAUAUAG
Insectozyma verbasci is the source of this 288-nucleotide messenger RNA. The record is from the annotation of a GenBank genome assembly. Lineage: Eukaryota; Fungi; Ascomycota; Pichiomycetes; Serinales; Debaryomycetaceae.